AUGCCACUUUUUGGCUGGAUGAAAUGGUCAAAAAAUGAUUCCUACAAACCCACAAGAUAUCCUGGAUCAGAAGUAGUUAUAAAAACCCUACUGAGGGAAUUAAAAUGGCAUCUGAAAGAGCGUGAAAGACUAGUGCAAGAGAUUGAAAAUGAACAAAAAGCCCAGAAGACUGGCAUGGAUUACAACUGGCUGAAGAACUAUCAAAACCCUCAAGCAACAAUUCCAGCUACUGAGCAACGGCAGCUUGAAGUUCUGUGCUCACAAAUCCAGCCUUACCAAACAGGAGCUGUUCUCAGCAGAUUUCGUGAAGUUUUGGCAGAAAAUGAUGUUUUACCCUGGGAAAUAGUCUACACAUUCAAGCAAGUUUUGAAAGAUUUUCUUGCCACCAGUGAGAGAGAAAAUCAACAAGACCAACUGGUAGAUGCAUGGAAUACAAAUUGCUCUGACCAUUUCAGCCUGCGUGGAGACAGUUCUAACAAAUCUGACAAAGAUGAAAUUCCCACGGUUUCAAGUUAUGUCGACAAAAAUACACAAAGCAUGUUUCCCACCUUCUCUGAUAGAAUCUGGAAUCUACCCUAUUACUACCCAUCAGGUUAA
Messenger RNA from Neopsephotus bourkii (Bourke's parrot), 597 nucleotides. RefSeq names its product RD3 like (gene RD3L). Bases 1 to 597 code for a protein of 198 amino acids. NCBI's taxonomy places the organism in Eukaryota, Metazoa, Chordata, Aves, Psittaciformes, Psittacidae. The record is from RefSeq and is a predicted model, not a curated record. The transcript is spliced from 2 exons.